This is a messenger RNA of Striga hermonthica, 1041 nucleotides long. The record is from the annotation of a GenBank genome assembly. Lineage: Eukaryota; Viridiplantae; Streptophyta; Magnoliopsida; Lamiales; Orobanchaceae.
AUGGCGAAUCCUUGGAACAAUACCACAUGGCCGCUGCUAAAUGCCGGCGAUGGCAAGGAGUUAAUGAAGUUUUUUGGCUCAAAGGGAACUUCAGAUGGCAAUGAAGGAGACUAUGUGCACUUUGUCAACUCAGCAGGUGUUUUGGUUUAUGUGGAUGACCUUUUGGUGACUGGUAGUACCAUGGAAGCUAUUGAGAUGCUGAGAAGUUACUUACAUAACCUUUUCACUAUCAAAGAUUUAGGAGCUGCAAAGUUCUUUCUUGGGAUGGAAAUCACCAGAGGUACUGAUGGUGUUUUUUUAAGUCAGCAGAAGUACAUUAAUGACUGGCUUCAAGAUGUUCAUUUAGACUGCAGCAGGUCAGUGUCUACACCUUUGCCUUGUGGUCUGUCUUUGGUUGCUAAUCAAGGAGAACCACUUGUUGAGGCAGAGAGAUAUAGAAGGCUUAUAGGAAGGUUGCUUUACUUGAACCUGACUAGACCUGACCUUACUUAUUCAGUGCAACAAUUAAGUCAAUUUGUGACUAAUCCAUGUAUGGAUCAUUGGAAAGCUGCCUUACAUGUUCUGAAGUAUCUUAGAGGAACUUCCCAUAUGGGACUAUUUUACUCCUCCACUUCUUCUUUUAAUCUGCGAGCUUAUGGAGAUGCAGAUUGGGCUGCUUGCAAGGAUUCCAGGCGCUCGGUUACCGGCUAUUGUGUAUUCCUAGGUACUUCUCUUAUCUCUUGGAAAAGCAAGAAACAAUGCACAGUUUAUAAGUCCACAGCCGAAGCAGAGUACAGGGCCUUGAGCAGUACAGUUCAUGAACUUCAAUGGAUCACUUACCUCUCUUCAGCUUUCAGAGUUGAUGUUCCUCUACCUAUUGAUGUCUACUGUGAUAACCAAGCAACCAUCCACAUUUCGAAAAACCCGGUGUUUCAUGAGCGCACCAAACAUCUAGAUAUUGACUGUCAUAUCGUCCGUGACAAAUGCAAGGAAGGUUUUAUUCAUCUUCUUCAUGUUUCUACCUCUACACAGCUUGCGGAUGUCUUUACCAAACUCCUUUAG